AAUGGGUCAAAAUGAAAAAGGCGGCAUAAUCAAACAGGGCAAAAGAAGUGCAACUCUUUGAGUAAUCGACCUUAUGUCUUAAGAAUGGGAAAACCGAAGAAGAAGAAGGAUUUCUUUGUCAAUCCAUUGAAAAACAAGAACAUAGGAUGGAGAUCAGGACAAGACCUUCUUGCAGGAAAAGUCAUCAGAGUUAAUGAACAAGGAUUUGAAAACUUAGAGGAUUACUAUUCAGAAUCAGAUGCUGAUUUUACACAAGAUUUGACAGCCAAUAUUUCUAGGGUGACCAGAAAUUCCAAGGAGAAUAAGUAUAAUAAGUCCAUCGCUGAGAACCAUGAUGCAGAAAAUGAUGCUCUGCCACAGAAUUCUAGAUUUGAAUCCAGCCAGACUGGGCCAAUGGGAUCAAGUCAGUCCUCAAAUAUGUUUGCCUGGCUUAAGAACAAAAACAUUGGAAGGAGGACAGGGAAGGAUGUUCUGGCAGGGAAGGUGAUCACUAAAAACAGUCAGGGAUUUGACAAUAUUGAGGACUACUUUUCUGAAUCCUCCGAUGCAGAGAGUAUGUUUAUGUCCAAGAGCUGUAUAAGUGUAGGUUUAGAUAACACCGAUGUUGUCUCUGAGAAGUCUGACUCUUGCCACUCUGUCAGCCAGGUAAGUUCAAGUGUAGGUUUAGAUAACACCGAUGUUGUCACAGAGAAGUCUGACUCUUGCCACUCUGUCAGCCAGGUAAGUUUAAGUGUAGGUUUAGAUAACACCGAUGUUGUCACAGAGAAGUCUGACUCUUGCCACUCUGUCAGCCAGGUAAGUAUAAGUGUAGGUUUAGAUAACGCCGAUGUUGUCUCGGAGAAGUCGGACUCUUGCCACUCUGUCAGCCAGGUAAGUUUAAGUGAAGGUUUAGAUAACACCAAUGUUGUCUCAGAGAAGUUUUACUCUUGCCACUUUAUCAGCCAGGUAAGUUUAAGUGUAAGUUUAAAUAACCCAAUGUUGCUCGGAGAAGUCUGACUCUUGCCACUCUGUCAGCCAGGUAAGUUUAAGUGGUGGUUUAGAUAACACCAUGUUGUCUCAGAAAAGUCUGACUCUUGCCACUUUAUCAGCCAGGUAAGUUUAAGUGUAAGUUUAAAUAACCCAAUGUUGUCUCGGAGAAGUCUGACUCUUGCCAGCCAGGUAAGUUUUCUUUUAAUUCAGCAAACUCCUAUCUCGCAUGACAUUCAAUGUUAUGUCACAAUAAAGACUAUUAUGACGUGUUUUACAGUAAGAUAUUUUAAUUUUAAUUUUUAACUAGUCCACUUCCAGGAGAACCAAUACCUUUUAUCUUUUAGUUUUAUAUAACAUUUGAAAAGAUUUUGGGAAAACGUUCUGUAUAUAAAUGACUAUUUAAGACUGGAAAUAUACACCUGCUACAGUUUAUUUUUCUCUCUGAAAGAUGGCAGUUUUCUCUCAUACAGACAGACUUCUAUUUGUCUUUUGUAGAUA
Messenger RNA from Mizuhopecten yessoensis (Yesso scallop), 1467 nucleotides. RefSeq lists its product as uncharacterized. Lineage: Eukaryota; Metazoa; Mollusca; Bivalvia; Pectinida; Pectinidae. The record is from RefSeq and is a predicted model, not a curated record. The transcript has 7 exons. Bases 85 to 996 code for a protein of 303 amino acids.